ACGAUAUUGAUGCUUGUAUUCAUUUGUAAGGACGACCUUAAGCUAACGUUAGCAACAACUACAGGAAAAUAUAUAUUUUCAAUGUUCUGUUCGGCUUGUCGGAUUUUACCGCUCAUAUGUGUGCGUCAUCUUUACUCUUUGAAACAAUUAUUUGCGCAAGAAUGUAAAAUCUCAAGACAGCUGUUUUUUGAAUUUGCCCUACAGCUUUCGUCAACUGUGUUUGGCAUUUGGUUCCUGUGUCGUGUGCUGUGAUAAGUGAAAUACGAUGCAACAUUUAAGGGACCAAAUUGGUGUCAUUUGUAAUAAAAUAUACCACUAUGCAAACUACUAUUCAAUUAGCCGCAUUGUUCCAUGUUAUUCAUGUUCAUAAAAUAUUAAAUGUUACUUGAAAACGAAAUCUAAUUUGUAUUUUCCAUAUUUGCAUUAGCAACAAUCACGACUAACAGAAAAUAUUUUAAUAUUUAGAUUGAAACAACGCUAACCCCCAAUGAACAGACUUGUUUCCGAAUUUGAAACGUUAUUGAUGUAUUAAAAGACGUUAAUUUGUUCAUUCGUGUCGCCAUUCUCCAGCAGCUCAGGGAACCGCAAUGCAUUAUGGGAGCAAAAUACUAUGAAGUGUCUCAUAAAAAGCCCUCCGAUGGAAACACUUUUUGGACUACAUUUUUUUUUUACAGUUUAGAAAUACGGCAACUCCAUCGUGUCAAAGUUACUGUAUAAAACAGAUUAGGUUAUUAAAGCUGUAAUUGUCGUCACACUAACAAUUGGUCGGCCAACUAUUUGUGCUGCCCGGUGGGUAAUCAGUGCAGCACACAAGCGACAACAACUUGUUAUAACAUGAAGGCUCUUUUCAAGUUUGUUUUGUGUGGAUUUUGCAUUGUGAUGACGUUAACAAGCCAUGCUGGUUAGCUAAAAGAUCCAUCUAUUAAUAACCGACACAUCCGGUGAAUGAAGCUCAGCUCGCCUGCUAGCCGAGAUUAGCAAAGUACAGUAAACAGACAGCAGCAUCAGGAUGGGCGACGGUAGCAUUACGACUAAAAUUGGCAGCAUGAAGGCUUUGAUCGGAAUAGUUGCCGGAGCUGGAGCUUCUUAUGGAAUAUACAAACUUCUAAGUGGGGGAGCCUUCAAGAGAUACAAGAAAAGUGUUAUCUGGGAAGGUGCUGCUCUGAAGGGCAGUCAGCCCAGUGAAGACAGGCCUCGACCGGGCAGCCUUUUGGCCAAAGUGUCUGGACUGGAUGUCGUCUGUCCAAGAAGUGAAAGAGCGGAUGCUUCUUCGGGUGACGUCAUCCAUCAGCCCUCUGGUAACCUGCAGCCAGAGCACCUGAAAAUGCUACUGACAUGCCUACAAACCAGUACAAGUCCAUCAGACAGGUGUCACCUCUUACUCACUUUAGGAAAUGCUGCUGCCUUUACUGUGAAUCAGAACAUUAUACGAGAGUUUGAAGGGAUUCCAGUGAUAGGUGGCUUCCUCUCGGACCCUGCAUCUGAAGUUAAAGUACAUGCCCUGAAUGCGUUAAAUAAUCUGUGCAUGAACAUCCAAAACCAGGAACAACUGAAGGUUUAUGUGCCACAAGUGCUGGAAUUGAUUGAGAUGUCUCUGGUGAACUCUGACCUCCAGCUUGGUGCUCUCAGGCUGCUAACAAACCUGUCAGUCACAGACAAACAUCAAUACUUACUCAAGGGGUCUGUGACACUUUUACUCUCACUACUUGUGGUGUGCAAUGAAACGUUACAGGUUCAGACCUUAAAAGUACUGGUGAAUUUGUCAUCUAAUCCAGACAUGAUGGAUGAUAUAGUUCAGGCUCAGGCACCAGCUUCUGUCAUGCUACUCUUUGACAUGCAAACAGCCUCAGCGGUGCUUCUGCGGCUGCUGACGUUUGCUGGGAACUUAAAGGCCUGGAGGCCGUCUGCGCAGGUGGCUGAAGAACUGAGGCGGAAGCAGGACUGCCUCUUUCGGGUCAUGUUGGAUGAGACGUCGCAGCUCCACGGCCGACUGGUUCAGCUGCUGUCGCACCCCAACAGAGAUGUUCAGGCACAGGUGGCCCGUAUAUUGACAUAGACCUUCCUAUUCAUGUUUUUUUUUUAACUAUGCAUUGCCAAAGUCAUCAACCUAACAUCUUUGCAAUCAAAUGAGAAGAAGAAGCGUUAUACUGCAAACUCUACAGUAUAUACCAGCAGUCACUUGCCACUUGUUCUUGGUUUACACUUUCCACUUUUAAUUGGUCAGGAAUGAUUGAACCCUUUUUACAGCAUACCACAGUAAGAAUUUUGACAUGGCAGUUUUCUCUGUAAAGUUCCACAGUGCCCUUUUUUAUAAGAACUUUAUAAGAACAUUUGUUUUCUAAAGAAUGGUAGGACCCCUCUUAUUGUUGUAGAUGAACACAGGAGUACUAUAUUAGGUCCAUACUGUAAGAAAAAUACUAUAAUUAAGAGGGGAAAAAAUCUGUUUUAAAAAAUAAAAAAAAAAGAUGGAAUAAUCCGAGAAUAAAGUAAUCAUUUUCAGUCUUUCUGGAGGCCAGCCAAAUAUCCUUAAUACUAUCAUUAAAUAGUCAUUCAUAUUUAUUAAAAUAAUAUAAUAAAAACUCUUCAGUUCAGAUUAUGGCAUUGUUCUUGUAGCACUGAUCAGAUCCCGAACAGUCCUCAUCUUAACGCGGUCAUACAUUUAUGAUCGAAAUAUUCUGAUUUACCGUAAAAUUAUAUUUUUUACAUAACCAUUUUUUUUCUUGACAUAUCCCUUUAUUUUUGGAACAUUGCAAGCUUUUAAAAAAUAUAUAAUUUCAAGUUAAGUCUCAUAAAAUAGGUAUUUCAUAUAUAAUAAUUACAAAUAUAUAAUAAUUGUAUUUUGAUCAAAUUAGAUGUUUUUUGUUGAAAUGUUAUGGCUUUAAUCUGGAAAAAUGUAAAGCAUUUUUUGUAUUACAAGUUAAGUCUAUAAAUCUAAAAUAAUAAAUAAAAUAAUAAUUUAUAAUAAUUAUAUAGCUAUAUUUACUGCAUAAUUUAAGUAAAAUUUUGAGUAAAAUUAAAUGUUUUUGCUUUAAUUAUUAUGCCAUUAUUCUGGAAUUGCAGGCUUUAUUUAUUCAUAUUAUUACAACUCAUGGAAGUAAAAAUAUUUUUUUCUUGUAAUAUUACAGAUUUAGUCUCAUAAAAUGUUUUUACUCAUGUUAUGAUUUCACUCAGAAGUCACUCACAGUUAAUUUUUUUCUCAGAAAUUAUGAUUUUAAUGUAAAUUUAAGACUUCUAAACUGUAAUAUUACAACUUCAUGAGUUUUUUUUCUCAUAACUGUAUUCUUAUAUGAUUGCAAACAUAAUGGGAACUCAUAAAAAAUACUUUUAUUCCUGUCAUGUUUUGACUUUUUGACUUAUUUUCAAUGUGGCCCCAAUGAUGUUCCAAAAGCAAAUUUUUGUUGUUACUUUUUAUGCUGCAAGCCUUGAGUACACCAACAAAGUGAUGCAUUGGAGCCCCAGUCCUUAACUAACUAUUGAUUCAGUUCAAUUUUUCUCACGGCCUGCCUUUCUAGCACCAAGAAAAGACGGCUGAGAUACUUUGGGAUUUGUGUAAACAUGCCAGCACCACCUGGAAGGUCAUUUGAGGGUGUUGCUGGUCAAUUUUGGUCGACCAGCAGAUCCUCCUGGCAGCACACAAAGAACACGUUGGGACUGUGCAGAAAUACAGCGUAAAUCACAUGUAGUGUUAAAUAUGGUCCUAUGUUUUGAACUGAGAUGUUUUAGACAGGAUUCCAGGAACAUUUGGUGGAUUACAACAAGGACUGAAUGUUAACUACAAGUCCUAUUAUGUACUUACUUUAAUGCGCCAGAUUGGAACGUGACAGAUCCACACGCUUUAGAGUGGUGGACCCAUCUGCUGACCUGGGACAGAGUAUAAGACAUGCACCUUUAUAUUUUGAAAUAUCUCAGGCAAUAACAUUUACCAGUGUCUGGAGGUUGAUUCUCACAUAAAUUAUUUUUUUUAUCAUCUGAUAUAUUUAUGUAGUCAGUAGCUUUGUUUUCAUGAGAUUUUUGUUUUUGCUUAAAUAUUUCAGAGUCAGUAUGUUUUAAUAAAUGUUUUCUGUAAAUGCACGACAUGGACAAGUGUUAUGUUUUAAUGAGGUUUUUUUUCUGUCAAAUAGUCCAAUAAAUGCAUUACAUGGUCAAUUAUUAGCUUUAUGUUUAUUCAUUGUAUGUUUGAAACAAAUUAUACCAAACACCCUCUAUUGUUCACAAAUAUUUACUUCAUUUAUGGACGCAUUUUGAAAGGAUUCCCACGAUAUUGCACCAUAGUAUUUUAUGUGUAUUUACCACUACAUUAGGUAAACCUUAGAAUUUAAUGAGAUCCAAUACAAGAGCUGUAAAUAAAAUCUGCCCUUUCC
Messenger RNA from Dunckerocampus dactyliophorus (ringed pipefish), 4361 nucleotides. RefSeq names its product armadillo repeat containing 10 (gene armc10). The record is from RefSeq and is a predicted model, not a curated record. Bases 1010 to 2056 code for a protein of 348 amino acids. Gene Ontology annotation, cellular component: mitochondrion. Lineage: Eukaryota; Metazoa; Chordata; Actinopteri; Syngnathiformes; Syngnathidae. The transcript has 7 exons.